CUUGAGGUGAACUUGACCUUGUUCUACAAUUGGAGAAAAAGACACUGUUUUAACUAGUGUUCGGGCUCUGCCCUUUUUUUAUGUCCUCUCUGACACCUGCGGACGGUUACCUUGCGUAGAUGUAAAUCAUCUUCAUAACAUUACACUUGGCUCCUGAGUAGGCACAGCAAUCCAUAAGUUAUAUAUAAGUUUUUGCUUUGCAACAAGCUACAAGUGAGAAUGCCGCUUGCACCUGCGACGCCUCCCACCCCGGGAGUGUUGGUGAAGCUCCAUGUAGCCAACGAGAUGAACGGCCGCUUUGGCAUCGUCUUCGAAGAGAGCGGCGACUGGUUCCGUGUUCGCGUUUGCAUUAAGGCGCAUCAGAAUUUAUUUGCACAGAAGAUAGAUUAUUUUCACAGUUUCCUGAAUAGGCGUACUAUAACUAGGAUCCUGACGUGGAAAUCAAUUUCGAAAGUAGAUGAAAAGUUAUCGCGAGUGCUAAUUGUACCACGAUGGAGGAGCCUCUGAAGAUAGUAAGGGCGAAAAAAGAGGAGCUGGAGGCGAUAGAGAUGUGCGUUCUCCUUUACGCAAACCUGGAGUCCUCAAAACACCUCGAGCGCUUCGAAGUACUUCAUCGAUGACUGAGAGCAAGGACAUUGAUAGGAUUGAAAAAACAUUUCACACUGUUCGAGCCUUUUAAUGGGUGCAUCAUCAGUAUGAGAUACAGCAGAACUACCGUUGAUGUGGUUGCCGCUACGUCUAUGUACUCUCAUGUUCAAAGAAUAUACAUCCUGAUACGCCGACUUCUCAUUAGUUGUGUGGCCAUUUUUGAAUAUUGUUGAGGAUCAUGUGAUGAGGAACUAUAGAAGAUGCGUCUUGGUAUCAUCUGCUUUGAAUUUGCCGAUGAACUUUCCACCCGCAGGAUGCAAUGGAAAGUAUAAAUCCGUUGCUGCAGAAUGAUGUGGACGCGGAUUUCCGCCCGCUCAUACUCUUGAGCUACUACAUCGAUGAGGGCUUGCGGAAAACGGAACUCGGUCAGCGACUGGAAUCUCGAGACGAGGACGCACAGACUGACGCCGGCGGCGCUAGUGGAUUGAAAAAGAAAACGCCACCUGGUAAGAUGACGAUCACAACUUUUAUUUCUGGAUUAGGAAAAAUAUCUACCAGGUCAAAUCGCUCAGUAGAAGUUUUAAAACCUAGUGAUGGGGCGUCGACUCUCCGCGGCUCCUAAAAAGUGAAACGGAAAGACAUACCAUCGUGGACGUACUCUAAAUGCAAAUGAAACAGAACGACGUAGCAUCAUUCGCAGAGUUGAGGAACCCAUGUCACCCGGGCAACACUUCAGCAAGUUGCAGCCAUUAAUCCCUGUCAAUUCCUGGUCCUGCUUUCAAGACGCGGACUCCUUGAGCUGUAGUACUCGCUUUGCAGCAUUUCUAGAAUUGAGGCUUGCCCACUUCACUCCAAUGAUUAAUUGGACUAUUUCUUUCAAAUUACAGCUUCUAUCGCUUGCUUGUACCUCUCAAUUAGGUUAACAAAUCACUGCUACUAAUAAGCAUCUUUCAAGAUGAUUUCGUUUGUAAGGUGGGAAAAGCAUGGGGGCAAAGAUGGUUGUCAAGAUAUUUGUUUCAGGCAAAACCUCUAAUAGAAGUCUUACAACAGUUGGAUGCUCCCGAGGGAGCCAAGGAAAAGUCCUCGUCGAGACCGCCAGCUGCGGCAACGAUUGGCCGCGUCUUUCUCAACGUGCAAGCGGGGUGGUGGCCGGGGAUGCUAGAGCGCGUAAAAAAGGACAAGGAAUUUGAGCGACCGCGAAACGCCGAAGAAGUCGACCAGCUUUUUGAGGCCUUAGCGUUAGGCGUGCAGCCAGCGCCGCGCAACGAACGUCUCUACCCCUACCUAUUUCGUACAAAAGCUUGCUUUGGGCCAAAAGAUGAGAGUGGUCCGACAGCGAAUGAGCAGGAUGCGAAAGCAAUCCCCUGCCACUUUAACAAAUGCGCGACAGAGAAAGCGCUACUAGCAUACUUCGGUGAGCGCAUGGAGGAAAGUAGCAUGUGCAAAACCAAGGACUGGCAACCAGUGGACUUCGAGGGGACCCCGCAAUCCGCGGAGGACCCCCUAGAUUGGGCCUACAUGCCAGAUGCGCUUCUCGUUUAGCUGCCACAUCAAAUUCGCAUUGUGCGUCAAUGACCUGUCUACUACCAUGCAUGCGCAACAAAUUUAGGCAACAGUUAAAAAUCAUGUCAAUUCAAAAGUGUUUCAGUGCGGAGUUUCCAGCUGAGACAUUCG
Amoebophrya sp. A25 is the source of this 2262-nucleotide messenger RNA. The record is from the annotation of a GenBank genome assembly. NCBI's taxonomy places the organism in Eukaryota, Dinophyceae, Syndiniales, Amoebophryaceae.